Cyprinodon variegatus (sheepshead minnow) is the source of this 2175-nucleotide messenger RNA. Its product is annotated as sodium- and chloride-dependent GABA transporter 2-like. The record is from RefSeq and is a predicted model, not a curated record. NCBI's taxonomy places the organism in Eukaryota, Metazoa, Chordata, Actinopteri, Cyprinodontiformes, Cyprinodontidae. The transcript is spliced from 15 exons. Gene Ontology annotation, cellular component: membrane. Gene Ontology annotation, biological process: sodium ion transmembrane transport. The coding region runs from base 108 to 1937 and encodes 609 amino acids.
AAGCUCCGCCCCUUCUGCCAGCCACGUUAAAUACUAAAACUUUGAGCUUUUCUGGAUAAAGAUCCACAAACGGUUUCAACCCAGAGACACUCAGAGGUGAUACUGCAAUGAAAGGGGCCAAGGCAGGCAACCCAAAUGGCAACAAUCGCAUCAAGGAUGUACCUCAGCCGUCAGAGGAGAAGAUGGAGGAGCGGGGUCAGUGGAGCAACAAGAUGGAGUUCAUCCUGUCGGUGGCCGGCUCCAUCAUCGGCCUGGGCAACAUGUGGCGCUUCCCCUACCUCUGCUACAAGAACGGAGGAGGUGCGUUUCUCAUCCCGUACCUGAUUUUCCUCUUCACUUGUGGCGUUCCCGUCUUCCUCCUGGAGGUCGCCCUGGGCCAGUACACCAGUGAGGGAGGAAUCACCUGCUGGAGAAAAAUCAGUCCCCUGUUCGAAGGCCUCGGCUACGGUACGCAGGUGAUUGUGACUCUGCUGAACUUCUACUACAUCAUCGUCCUCGCCUGGGGGAUCUUUUACCUCUACUACUCCUUUUCUUGGGAACUGCCUUGGGCUUCCUGCAACAACACCUGGAACACAGAAAACUGUGUUGAGUUCCAGAGGAGAAACUCCUCGGCAGUCCAAACGGUCAACCUGAACACAACCUCACCUGUUAUGGAGUUUUGGGAGAGAAAAGUGCUGAGGCUGUCCCCCGGCAUCCACCAAAUGGGCACUCUGAACUGGGACAUGGCCCUGUGUCUGUUCAUCGCCUGGGUCAUGUGCUACUUCUGCAUCUGGAAGGGGGUGAAAUCCACAGGAAAGGUGGUCUACUUCACCGCAACCUUUCCUUAUCUGAUGCUGAUCGUGCUUUUAAUCAGAGGACUCACUCUCCCUGGUGCCGGGAUCGGUAUUCAGUUCUAUCUGUAUCCUGAUUUGGGGCGGCUGGCUGAUCCACAGGUGUGGAUGGAUGCUGGGACCCAGAUCUUCUUCUCCUAUGCCAUCUGCCUUGGCGCUCUGACCGCUCUAGGAAGCUACAACAAAUAUAACAACAACUGCUAUAGAGAUUGCUUGGCUCUGUGCUUUCUGAACAGCGGCACCAGCUUUGUGGCAGGCUUUGCCAUCUUCUCCAUCCUGGGUUUCAUGUCUUAUGAACAAAACGUUCCCAUCUCUGAAGUAGCAGUGUCUGGCCCUGGCCUGGCCUUUAUUGCCUACCCCCGCGCCGUCUCCAUGAUGCCCUUCUCUCCUCUGUGGGCGGCACUCUUCUUCGUCAUGAUUGUUUUCCUGGGCCUGGACAGCCAGUUCGUGUGUGUCGAAAGCCUCGUAACAGCCAUCGUAGACAUGUACCCCUCUGUGUUUCGACGCAAGAACCGCAGGGAGCUCUUUUUAUUAGGGCUGGUCCUCUUCUCCUUCCUAGUGGGCCUCAUCAUGCUGAUGGAGGGGGGAAUGUAUGUUUUCCAGCUCUUUGAUUAUUAUGCAGCCAGUGGGAUGUGUCUUCUCUUCAUGUCCAUCUUUGAGACCGUCUGCAUCGCCUGGGUUUACGGGGCGGAUCGUUUCUACGACAACAUCGAGGACAUGAUUGGCUACCGCCCGGGGCCUUACAUCAAAUACUGUUGGUUGUUCUUCAGUCCAGCCACCUGCAUUGGGACAUUCGCCUUCUCCCUCAUCAAAUACACUCCUCUUAAGUUAAACAAUGUGUACAUAUACCCUUGGUGGGGCUACGCCAUAGGCUGGCUGCUCGCCCUUUCUUCGAUGGUCUGCAUUCCUUUCUGGAUGGUAUACAAGAUUAGCACCACACAGGGUACACUCAAAGAGCGCAUCCAGACACUCAUCACACCAUCCGAUGAUUUACCUAAAACCAAAAGGGAGCAGGAGAGGUUACUGGCCAUCUUUGUUCCUGAGGACGACUCGACCAGAACGACAAAUGGCUACUUUCCAGUCUCAGAGAGCGACUCCAACUUAUGAGGUCCUAUAAGAGCUUCAUUAGCAACAUGGGUUAAUGUAAGAAAUUACUUUAAACAACCAAGUUUUCUUAAUUUUUACUCACAAAUGCAAAAACUACAAAAAAGGGAAGUUGUAUCUUACCAACCUCAAUACAAAAAAUGUAUAUUAAGGACUCAGAAGAUACACAGCCAGUUUAGUGCUGGGUUUGGUGUAUUUGUACUCUCAUAAGGAAGGGUUGAAAUAAUUUCUAAAAGUAAUA